AUGUUCGCGUCCAUUACUUUCCUUGCUAUCGCAAGUAACCUGCUCAUCGCUGACGGAGCUACGACGCUACAAGAACUCAAGAUCUCUGAUGCUGAUAGCAGUGUUCCUGAAUCCUGUAAACAUCGAGUAUUUUGUCUAGUCAAGCCCGAUGACUAUCCUCAGGAGACAAUCGACUAUAUUGUCGAUGAUAGUAAAGCUUUACUGCAACCAGCGCCGCAAGAUGAGUUGACGCAACAGUUGCUGUUUGUUAACGACGAGGGUUACGAUAUGAUAAACUGCCCAAGUGAAGUAACGUUCGAACCUAUAUACAAAGUUAAGCAACAAAAUGGAGCAUGGCGCACUGUGGUACAAUCCCGUGAUUACGAUUUCGUACAACGUUACCGCCUUGAAGCUUGUACGAAUCCUGGACGCUCCUGUUUUGUUGGCAAUAACCCCAUGGAGAUCGAUACAAGCUGCAGGCAAAAGUUUACUACCAUGGACCUUGUUGUGAUGAAAGGGUACAAUGAUACUGAGACAAUCUCGGUCCAGUUGCCUUCUCAGUGUGGCUGUUACAUGUCGCAGUCGGUCGUCAAUUCUUAA
Pararge aegeria (speckled wood butterfly) is the source of this 579-nucleotide messenger RNA. RefSeq lists its product as uncharacterized. Gene Ontology annotation, molecular function: Toll binding; growth factor activity. The record is from RefSeq and is a predicted model, not a curated record. Gene Ontology annotation, cellular component: extracellular region. Gene Ontology annotation, biological process: central nervous system formation; innate immune response; regulation of Toll signaling pathway. NCBI's taxonomy places the organism in Eukaryota, Metazoa, Arthropoda, Insecta, Lepidoptera, Nymphalidae. Bases 1 to 579 code for a protein of 192 amino acids. The transcript is spliced from 6 exons.